ACUUCGCGAACGGACGAGCGUCACUCAAGAACGAUGAUGAUGUGGAGAAGCGCAGCAUUGGUGGUGGUGAUGCUGGUUGCCAUGGCAGCGGUUGCCAUGGCUGCUGUCCCCGGACCCAAGAACCCACGCUAUCCGGACAAUAUUGUCGAGCCUAAGGUGAAGUGUUCAAGCGAGGGUGUCUUCCCUCACCCUAGGAACUGCAGCUGGUAUUACAGGUGUGUGGACAGGAUGAAGGUGGGCUUCUACUACACCUACUUGUUCGAGUGUGGCCCCGGCACCGUCUUCGCCGACGAUCUCGACCAGUGUGUCUUCCCCUUCAUGACGGCGCCUCCUUGUGGCACCGGAACCGGAGUGCCACCCAUUACAUUACCUACACCUAGACCCACAGUACCUACAACUAGACCCACAGUACCUACACCCACACCCACAGUACCUACACCUAGACCCACACCACCUACACCUAGACCCACACCACCUACACCUAGACCCACACCACCUACACCUAGACCCACACCACCUACACCUAGACCCACAGUACCUACACCUACACCUACAUCUACAAGUCCAGUAAUACAGUGCGCGUUCAGAGACACGAGCUGUCAGACGUACCAGGUGUGUCAGCCCACCAGAGCCACCAAGACGCUGUGUAACACCUGCUACGUGGCCAAUACUAUCCCCAUCCAGGCCAGCGACAUCUGCGGGGCCGAACAGCUCAUUGACAAGGCCCUCAACCAGUGUGUCCCUCGCCCUAAAGCGACAGACCUGUGUCCGGCGAGCACGACUCCUCCUCCGACAGUGCCCAUCACCUCCACCAACGUGCUCAGGUGCUCAGACCAGCAGACUAGACCCAAGGAGGAUUGGAUCGUCAGUCGGUACUGUCAAGUGUUCGCCCUAUGUGACGCCAAUAAGACGUUUAAGGGUCGUCAAGAACUGUGCACCAACUACUACCAGUGUAACAAGAACCCCAACGGGUCGUGGAGCUUCGAGCUGAGAAACUGUCUCCCCCCAUUAAUGUACAGCUUCACUACUGACAGCUGUGUCCCCCGUCCAUCAGCCAAUGAAUUGUGUUAAUAGAAAACGGCAACGCUCCGCAACACACUGCUACCUGAUACCUGCUGUUGACACCCAAAAGCUUCGACGCUGUUGACACUCAAAAGCUUCGACGCUGUUGACACUCAAAAGCUUCGACGCUGUUGACACCCGAAAGCUUCGACACCCGCCGCCACGCUACUGAAUUUCGUACCGCUUGGCACCCUCUCAUUGAAUACCCUGCCCUGUCACAUCAACCUGUAGCAGCACCUACGAUUAGAUGCCCUCAAUUUUGACACUGGAAUUUGAUAUCGCUUGUGACUCGAAGCUGACUUGAGCCUCCUCGUCUAGAAGACAAUUAGCAACAUUCAAGAAUUAUGCCUGUCUCAGGUCAAAGGUCGACCGCUGAUGAACAUAAGACAAGAAAUAAAGCUAUCUCAAGGGGGGGGGGACACACUUUUGAAUUAACUUUGUUUAUGAAGUGUGUGUUUAAUUUACACACACAUUCACUAAAGUCAGACAAUUCUUCCCCUUAGUGUCAUCCAUAUUCAAGCCUUUUUACAACCUCAUAACCCUCCAAAAUCCUACGGUGUAUCUCAUAACCCUUCAUAACCGACGCCUCUACAUGACUCCAUAUUCCCACUACACAACCCUCCAUACUUCCCCUACACAGCCUUCC
Messenger RNA from Procambarus clarkii (red swamp crayfish), 1708 nucleotides. NCBI's taxonomy places the organism in Eukaryota, Metazoa, Arthropoda, Malacostraca, Decapoda, Cambaridae. The record is from RefSeq and is a predicted model, not a curated record.